Labrus bergylta (ballan wrasse) is the source of this 2920-nucleotide messenger RNA. It is a transcript of the gene hpda, whose product is annotated as 4-hydroxyphenylpyruvate dioxygenase a. The record is from RefSeq and is a predicted model, not a curated record. Lineage: Eukaryota; Metazoa; Chordata; Actinopteri; Labriformes; Labridae. Gene Ontology annotation, cellular component: endoplasmic reticulum membrane; Golgi membrane. Gene Ontology annotation, molecular function: metal ion binding; lactoylglutathione lyase activity; 4-hydroxyphenylpyruvate dioxygenase activity. Gene Ontology annotation, biological process: L-tyrosine catabolic process.
UAUUUUGCUAUUAAAAUAUUGGACUAAAUAUUCUUAGCCUUCUUGCUUUUCCUGGUUUUUCAGUAAAGGAACGGGACAGUUAAUGAAAGAUAGUGAGAAAGAGAGAGCAAGCUGCUAAGUGUACAUGCUAACUGGAGCUACAAACUAUUUUGGCCUACUGUGGCCUGCAUUCAUACUCCUGGUCUGCACAUGACGUUUACAUUACUGCAGCCGGGGCCUGACUCUAUUUUUGUUGUUGGGGGCUUGUUUGAAACAGGCUUUCUUGACCUCAUGUGCACUCAGAUAUCAGUCAACAUGCACACAAGCACCUCACCUCACCCCUGUGUUUGCUGCCCUCCUCUCCUCUUACGUGUUUCUCUGCACAGCAACGCAAAAACAUGACCUUCCAGUUAUGUGUGUUGUGUUUUUAUAAAUCAGAGACGGUCAAAACAUUUAUUACUCUAUGGGAAAAGUUUUGCACAACAGUUCUCAGACUCUCAGACCUGCCCUGUCGUGAUGUGGACACACCAAAACACCAAUGAACAGGUCGUUAAAUCAUUAUGACCCCCUUCGUUUUUAAUUAAAUGUGUCACUUCUGAUGGAAUAGAGUUUUUCAAAAUCAGUUCAUUCAUGCAGAAAGUUUUGGCUUCACUUACUGAUCUUAUGAGAAGUGAUCGUUUGAGUCAUUGGAGUUUAAAUUAAGGCGAUAUUGCUCCCUCUAGUGGUGGCAAAUAGAAUCCAGCGAUUGAGGCCAGGGGAUGAUGAAAACAUAAUAAAAAUAAAUCAUACACUAUUAAUCCUGACAUAAAUCACAGCUUCUCCCUCUGUUAUUGUGAGACACACAUAGGCCCAAAAACAGGACCCACAGACAGACUGAGGGGCACCUGGGCAAUACACAGGCAGUGAAAUGGCACCUCUCCCGCUUCCCCUAUUUUCUGCAGUUUAUACCUUUUUUGUCCUGCAUGCAAUUUGCCUGAAUGUGCGCACACUCGUCUUUUUUACCUCUCCAGCUUCUCCAAUUCCAAACUUGGUCCAUACUGGGACUUGAACCGGUGACCCUCCAGAUCCCAACACAAGUCCUUCUGCAGAAUAUGAAUGUGUUGGACAAGAUCAUCUGAGUUGUUGUUUUGUUUUUGUCUUUGCACUGUUGCUUUGUUUUGUAGUUAACAGUGAGUGUACAUCCAUGCCUCUUCCCGUUCCUUCACACUGAGGUUAACGUGUCUCUGUUUCUAUGAAGAGCGAGCACAGAUUAGACACUGGACUCGGGCUGCAGAUGACAAAACCUCAGGGUUGCUGCUGUUUAACUUUUUUUCAGCCGCAGAGGAAGAGGCGGAAAGGUGGGUGUAGAUCCUAAAGGACCAAUCACAGGUGGUCAUCAGGUCAGUACUUAUCUGCACACUGUCCCGCGCUCUCUGAUUUUUUAAUCUUUGUCUUCUGUGAACUGUGGUCCUUCAACAAUCACAGCAUGACGACCUACACAGAUAAAGGAGAGAAGCCCGAGAGGGGGAAGUUUGUCAGGUUUCAUCACAUCACCUUCUGGGUCGGCAACGCCAAACAGGCAGCUUCUUUCUACUGCGACAAGAUGGGCUUCGAGCCGCUGGCCUAUAAAGGUCUGGAGACGGGCAGCAGAGAGGUGGUGUCUCAUGUCAUCAGGCAGGAUAAGAUAAUGUUUGUGUUUCAAUCUCCGCUCAAUCCGGGAAACGAAGAGAUGGGAGAGCACCUUAUGAAGCACGGAGACGGAGCCAAAGACAUCGCCUUCCAAGUGGAGGACUGUGACUUCUUAAUCAAGACAGCGAGGGAGCGAGGAGCCGUGGUGGUGAAGGAGCCGUGGGUGGAGAAGGACAGCCAUGGGACGGUCAAGUAUGCGGUGUUGCAAACGUAUGGAGACACGACACACACACUCAUUGAGUACCUGGGUCCAUACAAAGGCCUGUUCCUGCCCGGAUACAGAGAGCCUCUGUUCAGAGACCCUCUGUUAGCUACACUUCCAGCUGGAGGUUUGAACUUCAUCGAUCACAUAGUGGGAAACCAGCCAGAUGAUGAAAUGGUGCCAAUUUCAGACUGGUACCAGAAGUGUCUGAUGUUCCAUCGGUUCUGGUCCAUAGACGACAAACAGAUCCACACAGAGUACAGCUCCCUGAGGUCCAUAGUGGUGACCAACUACGAAGAGACCAUCAAGAUGCCCAUCAAUGAACCCGCCACAGGGAAGAAGAAGUCCCAGAUCCAGGAAUAUGUGGACUAUAAUGGAGGACCAGGUGUUCAGCACAUCGCCCUCAACACGUCAAACAUCAUUCAAGCCAUAGUGAACCUGCGAGCCCGAGGGAUGGAGUUCCUCGCAGCGCCUGAUGCGUACUACAAGAGCCUGCGGGAGAAACUCAAAACCGCCAAGAUCACGGUGAAGGAGGACCUCGACCGUCUACAGGAGCUGAAAAUCUUAGUUGAUUUUGAUGACAAGGGCUACCUCCUUCAAAUCUUCACCAAACCCGUGCAGGACAGACCCACGCUUUUCCUGGAGGUCAUUCAGCGGAACAACCACUUUGGCUUUGGGGCGGGAAACUUCAAGUCUCUCUUUGAGGCCAUUGAGAAGGACCAAGACGCCAGAGGCAACCUCACCGUGCUGACACCUGAAGGACAGGCCAAAGUGUUUGCCUGAUCCUCCUCCUCUGCUGCUGCUGCCAAAGCUCACUUAAACUAUUUUAUAUUCAUAUGUAUAUUCCAGAGGUUAUCAACCACAUCAUCCCUCCACUACUGUAAAACAAUAAACCACCUUCAGAGGGGUGAAGAGCUUCAUGCAGUCUAUGGAAAAUGCUUUCAGAUACGCUUCUGUUCUUCUUGCUGUGUGAAAAGAAAUAAAGACACCCUGCUUCAUGUGAUGUAGCAUUACAUGGUCAAAUUUAAAGGAAUAGUUACCUGAUUAUUGACUUUCUCAUACAGUUAGGUA